Sparassis crispa is the source of this 246-nucleotide messenger RNA. RefSeq lists its product as hypothetical. The transcript has 3 exons. Lineage: Eukaryota; Fungi; Basidiomycota; Agaricomycetes; Polyporales; Sparassidaceae. The record is from RefSeq and is a predicted model, not a curated record. The coding region runs from base 1 to 246 and encodes 81 amino acids.
AUGUAUUUUCCACACAUUGUUUUCAGUGCUGCGAGAGGUGUGCUCGACGACUGGCAGUAUUCAGCAACUCAUCUCGGGCGGACCAUAGAGCAACAUUCCCCCACACGUUCUCAGUUGUGUUGGCAGCAUCCUGAAGAACGCCGGAUCUUGUCGAGGGAACUCCGCGCUUCGCAGACCACCGGCGAUUUCGGUCGUGCGAGUUUACGUGCGUCGGCCCGGCGAAAUUCGUCUCCAGAAGAGCAAUAA